AUGGACGUCGACAAUAACAACGCUACAACAAACAAUCAAAAAUCAGCUACAAAUAAUCAAAUACAACAACAUCAACAAGAGCCACUGCUUCAAAAUUACAAUGAUGAUACUACUAGAAGAACAGAAGAUCAACAUGAGCGCCAAGUAGAUUAUAAAAGAUAUCAACGGUUAAACGGACGAGAACAAAAAAACGAACUCUAUCGCGAAUUCGAAGAAGAACUAUGGAAAGAACUUGAAAAAUUGGGACAACAAGAAGAAGAACUAAAGCGAAAAAAGAAAGUUUGGGAAGAAGAAUGCUUAAAAUUCUUUCUAGCCGCCGAUGAAUACGAACAAAAUUAUGUUGAACAUGUACCACAAAAUACACCUGUCGAAGAGAUGAAUGUUGGAAAAUCAUUCCAACAACAAGACGUAUCCAUGAAACAAAUAGAAAAUUCCAAACAAUAUCAACAACAUACAUUCCAGGAAGCAGAACAGCCACAAUCGGCUGAAGAAAAGAAACUUAAGAAAAAAUGCCGUGGUGAUCGCAAAGCACAACGUCGACGUCGACGACUUCGUCGAAAAGGUUUUGAUCCAAAUAUAAUAACAGAAUUAAAUAAUCAGAAACUUAAUCAUCAACAACAACUUGAUCAAAUCAUACAAGAUUCUAUAUCAAAUGAAAUGCAAGUACAUGUACCACUCGAUCAAGUUUCUCAAUCGACACAAAAUAAAAAUAAACAUCAUGAUAGUGCAGUAAAUGAAUCAAUAAAACGUAAAAGAAAUGAAAAAUCCUCAAAACAAUCAUCGAGUACAAUUGAUAAAUCUUUAAGUCAAUUAUCUAUUUCACAACCAUCACCGAAGAAACAAAAGACAAUAAAUAAUCAAGUUAAUCAAAUUGAACAAGUCACUACCAAUGGAACAUCAAGAAAGGAAAAUUCGAAAUCAAAAAAACAGAUUGAUCAUAGUAAUGACAAUUCUUCUAUACCUGAUUAUUUAAAAGUAUCAAAUCGUAUAUUUAGACAAAUGUUAAUUGGUUCAUUAGAAGGUGCUGAUAAAAUUGUUAAACGACUAAAUACAAGUGAAAAAAUUAAUUAUAUUCGUCAAUAUACUUACUUAAUACAUCGUUGA
Molecule: messenger RNA, 1104 nt
Organism: Rotaria sp. Silwood2
Lineage: Eukaryota; Metazoa; Rotifera; Eurotatoria; Philodinida; Philodinidae
Source: the annotation of a GenBank genome assembly